Molecule: messenger RNA, 6567 nt
Organism: Closterium sp. Naga37s-1
Lineage: Eukaryota; Viridiplantae; Streptophyta; Zygnematophyceae; Desmidiales; Closteriaceae
Source: the annotation of a GenBank genome assembly
AUGGCCAGCGAGCUCGCCUGCACAUACGCUGCUCUUAUCCUCCACGAUGAUGGCAUUCCCAUCACGUCCGACAAGAUCGCGACGCUGGUGAAGGCCGCGAACGUGAACGUGGAGGCAUACUGGCCCACUCUCUUCGCCAAGCUGCUCGAGAAGCGCAGCGUGGAGGACCUCGUCUCAAACAUUGGAUCAGGUGGCGGCGGUGCCGUUGCCGCUCCUGCUGCUGCGGGCGGUGCUGCCGCACCAGCAGCUGAGGAGAAGAAGGAGGAGAAGAAGGAGCAGCUGCUGGGCGAGGAGCUGGGAAAGGGCGCGAACGGGCGCGUGUUCAAGGCGCUGGACCUGCAGAACGGCGACUUCGUGGCCGUCAAGGAGGUGUCCCUCGAGAACAUCGACCAGGACGACCUCGCCUCCGUCAUGACGUUCAACCACAAGAACAUAGUCAAGUACCUGGGUUCCAUCAAGACCAAGACGCACCUCUUCAUCCUCCUCGAGUUGCGCGCUCUGUGUCAUCUGCUCUCGUGCUCCCGCCACAGACUGCAACAAAAUUCCCCUCUCCCCCCAUCCUCUCAUCGCAUCCUCUCGCCCCAUCCUCUCGCCCCAUCCUCUCACCCCAACCUCUCGAUCCAUUGUAUCCCCAUGUCCACGCAUAGGUUUGUGGAGAACGGGUCCUUGGCGGGCAUCAUCAAGCCGAAUAGAUUCGGGCCCUUUCCAGAGUGCCUUGUUGCUGUCUACACCGCUCAGGUGGGGAAGAGAUCGACUCCUCUCUAUCCAUCUGUCAUGACCGCACGUGCUGGAGGGGCUGAUGUAUCUGCACGAGCAGGGCAUCAUCCACUGCGACUCCACUCACCGUCCCUUCCUCUUCCCCAUCCCAACCCCCCCCUAACAGGUGCUGGAGGGGCUGAUGGCCUGGUGAAGCUGGCGGACUUCGGGGUGGCAAUGAGAGUGGAGGAGGCGGCGGCGUGCCACGGGGACGCGGAGAACCCCAACGUGGUGGGCACGCCGUACUGGAUGGCGCCCGAGGUCAUCGAGAUGUCCGGCAUCUCCCCCGCCUCUGACAUCUGGAGCGUUGGCUGCACUGUCAUCGAGCUCCUCACCACCAAGCCGCCCUACUUCGACCUCCAGCCCAUGCCCGCACUAUUCCGCAUCGUUCAGGCUACUUACUUGAGUGAGGAGAAUCUUGAGCUGGAACCCCUCUCACCCUCAGGGGCGUCGUCACAUACUUUAACUUUCCUUGCUGUGUCAUCACGCACGCCACUUGUCUUGCAGGACGACAUGCCGCCCAUACCAGAAAAUGUGUCAGCUGCCACGUCAGACUUUCUCCACCUCUGCUUCCGUAAGGACACCAAGAGCCGCCCGGACGCCAAGACUCUCCUGCGGCACCCGUGGAUCCGGCAGGCGAAGCGGGCGGUGUCGUCUGGCCUUGCUGCCAUUCCGCGCCCUGUCAGCGCCGGCUCCUCCUCCUCCUCCUCCACCCGCCCCCUCUAUCCGGAGGCCCCGUCGCAAGCUGGUGCAGGGAGGGGCAGCGACGAGGCAGCAGCCAUAGACGACUCGAGUGAUGCCGCCAGGCGUGUGCACGCUCUCAGCAGGGGCAGCGAUGAGGCAGCAGCCAUCGACGAUUCCAUUGAUGCUGCCAGGCGUGUGCACGCCACCUCCCACGCCUCCUCCAUUGAGACGUCCCAGCAGUUGUCCGUGUCUCACCCUAUCCCUUGCUUCCAUUGCAUGCCAUCUGUUCUCCCCCCCCGGCGCAGGUACCCAGAGGCCCCGUCGCAAGGUGGUGCAGGCAGGGGCAGCGACGAGGCAGCAGCCAUCGACGAUUCCAUCGAUGCUGCCAGACGUGUGCACGCCACCUCUCACGCCUCCUCCUCCUCCUCGCCACCUGUCACCCUCUCCGCCUCCUCUCCAGACAGCGAGCGGCGUGAUAGGAAAAUCCACCUGCAAGCGGACGCGGUGAAGGACCUGAGGGAGGCAGCCAAGGCAGCACGCAAGUCACGAGCACAGCGCCACUCUAUGGGCGGUAGCAUUGACUCCGGUGCCCCCUCCGAUAGGCCCGGGACUGCAGAGGAUGCGGGUAGCGGUGCUGGUGGCGCUGGCGGUGGUGCUGGUGGGGGGAGUGGGGGCAGUGGGAUCAGCAGCAGCGGCAUCCCCCUCAGUGGCAGCGGGCGGCGUAAGAUUAUUCGGUCCAAGAGCGACAAGGAGCUGAAUGCCAGAGACAGUGAGGGGCACGCGGAGGUGGGGGCAGGGGGAGCGGGCGGCAAGGACGGGGCGAGGAGGCAGAGGUGGAAGAGCGGGCAGGGUAUGGACGAUGAGGGCAGCAGGGAGUUUAUCAGCAUGCAGGGGGAGGGGGGCGUGUGGGAUGUUUCAGACGAGGAAGACGGGCUGGGGAGAGUGAAGGGGGGGAGACGGGGAGCAGGGCGGGAGGGAGAGGAGGAGGAGGAGAGCAGUGGAGAGAUUGGUCCGGGAGAGGCUCGGCAGCAGCCGAAGCUGGGGCAGUCGAGCAGCACUGGUGGAGCAGGUGUGGGUGCAGGGGGAGGGAGUGGGGCGAGCAGUGGGCGGUCGAUGAGUGCGAGUCUGCCGUCGCCCCCUCGGUCCCACCGGGGGUCGCGCUCCCAGCAGCAGUCUCCGGAGGGAGUGCAUGGGAGGUUGAGUUUUGAGGCGCCUCAGAAGGUCUCGCGCUCGCAGCAGCAGUCACCGGAAGGAGCACACGGGAGGGCGAGUGGGGGGAGGUCUGGUGCGGAGAACUUUCUGGUUGGGUCUUCAGGGGAGGAGGGCGGGGCGGAUCAAGAGGAUGAGAGAAAUGGCACGCCUGCUGGGAGGAAGGCGAGGCGGAGGUCGCAAGACGGGGACGGGACGGAUCGAAUGGGGGGAACCGGGGCGGAGGGAGGAGGAGCGGGGAAGAAGGGGGCGGGGAAGAAGAAGGAGCAGCGGCGCAGCGGCCCUCUGUCAGCCCCUUCGGGCAAGUCAGCAAAGGGCGCUGGGAAGAAGCGAGGCUCACAGCAGCAGCAGCAGGCACAGCAGGACGACGAGAACAACAGCAACAACGACAACAGCGGCAGCAUUGGCAACAUGGAUCCAAGCAGCAGCAGCAGCCGUCUCGCGCCGCGCACGCCCCCACAGCCCAUCCCACGCCCCCUCUCCACAUUCAUCGAGACAGAGGAGGAGCGAUCGCUCUCCUCCCUCGCAGCCAUGUUCACGCCACUGGCGGGUUCCCCCCAGGUGGCGGGCGGGAGCAGGAGCCUGGCGGGAGUGCUGCGGGAGAAGCUUGUGAGAGGGAUGCAUCGGGUGGCUGUGAAGGCGGAGCGCGAGAAGAGCGACCCGUUCGCGGGGGUUGAGGGGCUGGAUGCGGUUGGGAGCGGUGCGGAGAGGGGAGAGGAGGAGGGUGGGGCUGUGGGUGUUGUUGGUGGAGUUGGGGUGGUUGGGGAGUUUGAUUCUGCGGUCUAUGGAGUGGCAGUGGGUGGAGGGGCAUCAGGUGGAGGGGCGGAGCGCAAAUCGAGCCUGCGGCCAGAGUUGCUCAACCAGAAGGUAUCAGAGGCAGCGGGGCUGCUGAGCCAGCUGAAGCCGUCGCAGGGCGAGGAGGCGAUAGAAGCGGCGAGCAGCAGGCUGGCGGGGCUGGUGGGGGAGUACCCCGAGGUCAAAGGGGAGCUUGUGGCGACCCAUGCCGUGCUGCCGCUGCUCGAUGUCUUCGAUGCUGACAGCCCCCGGGUGGUGUUGUCAGUGCUGGGACUGCUGCAGCAGCUCGUCACAGACAGCCCUGCCAUCCAGAGCCUGCUCUGCAACGCCGGCCUCGUGCCCACGCUGCUGAACUUCUCCUCGCCGGGUCGCUGCUCGCCAGACAUGCGCCACCAGGCAGGCAGUGUGCUGCGCCACCUCUGCCACUCCAGCAAAGAUUAUAUCCCGUUCCUAUUUCCGCCCUCUCCUUCUUUUCUCCACCACCACACCCUUGCCCAUCCGUCCCUCCCCACUUGUGUCUGCUUCACUGCUACCCCACAAUCCUGCACUCCCUUCCUCCUUAUCCGCCCUCUUCCCCCAUUCCUCAUCUCUCCACUCCCUCCCCCUCUCCCAUAUGUGCCCUCCUCUGCACCGUCGCUCUCCCCUCCACCGUACAUUCCCUCUUUACCAGUCCGGACGCAUGCGUACGUGCACAUCGGGCUGGACUGCCUGCCUGCUAGCAGUGCUGGCAGCAGGCCUCUUAAGGCAACUCAAACCCUCUCUCUGCCGCUCCCUCCCCACCCUCCCUCCCAGGGCGUUCGUGCACAUCGGGCUGGACUGCCUGCUGGCAGUGCUGGCGGCGACUCUCUUGAGGCGACUCAACAGGCCUCCUCCCCGUUUCCCCCCCUUGCCGUGCACUCCCCUCCCUCCCCUCCCAGGGCGUUCGUGCACAUCGGGCUGGACUGCCUGCUGGCAGUGCUGGCGGCGGGGCGCCCCACCCCGCGCACGGACAUUGCGAGGCAGCUGGCGCGCAUGGGCCUGCUGCACCGCCUGCUCUCCCUCCUGCACUCCGUCUCCUCCGCCCGCAACCACCCCGCUUCAGCCUCUUCUGCUGGUGCUGGUGCUGGUGCUGGUGAGAGUGGGGAUGAGGGAGCUGGUAGGAGCAGCUGGGAUGGCGGUGCGGCUGGCUCUGGUGGUGGCUCCGUGUAUGGGUCAGCGGACGCCUAUGGCUCUGGCAACACAGGGGGAGCAGGCGCAGGAGCGGGAGGAGGAGGGGCAGCAUCAGCAGCUGCUUCUCCUGCAACCUCCUCCUCCUCAACAUCGUCUGCUGCUGCUCCUGCCGCUGCCACUCCUGCGCGGCGCUCCCAGCGCCGCAUCUUUGGCCUGGCGCAGUUCCGAAGCAAGGCAGCCAAGGCUGGACAGGGCGGGGGAGACUCACAGGCACAAGGAGGGGCAACAUCCUCAGCAGCAGCAGCCGGAACAGGAGGAGGAGGGGGAGGAGUGGCAGGUGGUGCUGGUGGCUCUUCCAGUGGCGGAAAUGGAGUGGGUGCAAGAGCAGGGGGGUAUGGGACCAGUUCCGGUGACAGUGCUAGUGGUGCUGGUGGUGCUGGUGGUGGUGCUGGUGCUGGGUGGGGCAGUGGGUCCUCCUCUUCCACAGAAGCCAGCACGUUCACCUCAUCCUCCUCCUCAUCAGCAGCAGCGGUGAAGCAGCAGCAGCUAGACCCGGCAGCGCUAGCCGCACAAGACACGCUCUACCUCACGCGCACAGCCCUCCUCUUACUCCACCUCUGCCAAGCAGACGAGGCAGUGCGAGCGCACAUGCUCGCGCCCUCCUUUCUAAAACGCCUGCUCGACGCAAGGGAGUCUCUCCCCCCGCCCGUGCUGCUGCUGCUGCUGAGGGUGCUCCGCCAGCUGUCGGCCGACGCCGCCUCGCAUGAUUCAUUACAGAGGGCCGAUGCUGUCCGUGCCCUCGUGCCGUACAUUGAUGCGGGGUUCAGGGAGCGGUUUGAGGUGGGGGAGAGAGGGGAUAGCCGAACAGGGGGUGCGGCGAGUGCGGCGGUGUAUCCGGCCUCACUAUUCUGUGACAUUCAGGCAGAGCUGUCGGCUGACGCUGCCUCGCAUGACUCGCUGCAGCGGGCCGAUGCUGUGCACGCGCUCGUGCCGUAUGUUGAUGCGGGGUUCAGGGAGCGGUUCGAGGGGGAGAAGGGGGAGAGCCGGGCAGGAGGAGCGGUGGGGUAUCCGGCUUCGUUGUUCUGCGACAUUCAGGCUGAGGCGCUGAUGGCCCUGUACAACCUGUGCAGGGGCAGCAAGCGCAGGCAGGAGCUGGCAGCAGAAGCUUCCAUUGUGCCACCGCUCAUGGUGCUCAUCUCCUCGCGCUCGCCUCUUCUCCCCUUCGCGCUGCCGCUGCUCUGCCUGCUCGCCACGGCCUCGCGAGCCACCUGCGACACGCUGCUGCACCACAACGCGCUGCCGCUGCUGCUCUCGCUCCUCGCUGAACCACUCACGCCCCACGCCGCCAUCGCUGCCCGCCUCGCGGACAGCAGGAAGGACGGCGCCGGGGGAAAAGGGGCAGGCGGAGGGGGGGGUGUUGCUGGAGGUGCAGCGGGAGCAGGGGCGCCAGGGGGGGCAGGGGGGACAGGGGGGGUGGGGAGUGGGGAAGGGGCGGAGAGGAUGUGGGGGGCGGCGGCGUUUGAGGCGGUGGUGGCGUGUGUGGUGAACGAUGGGGAGGGGCGGCACGUUGAGCAGACGCUGCUGCGCCGCGACUCGCUUGAAGCACUCGUGUGGUUCGUGCGCGGGGCCGCCAAGACUCCUUCCUUCACCGCGCUCUUUGAGCCUCUGCUGCGCCUCGUCACCAAGUCGCCCACGCUGAAUGCAGCACUGUCAGUGGGAGGCCUGGGCGACCUGCUAGUGGCUCGCCUGGACGACCCUCAGCUGGAGCCCGCCGUGCGCCUCAACCUGCUCAAGCUGCUCAAGGCGGUGUACGAGCAGCACCCGUACCCCAAGGGGCUGUGUGUUCCAGACGAGCUGCCGGGGAAGCUGCAGCGGCUGACGGAGGAGCGGCGCAUUGCGGGCGGGCAGCAGGUGCUCGUCAGACAAAUGGCGUCGGCGCUGCUCAAAGGGCUGCACUUCGGCCCGCCCAGAUAG